Messenger RNA from Schizosaccharomyces osmophilus, 1662 nucleotides. Its product is annotated as zf-C3HC4 type zinc finger. The record is from RefSeq and is a predicted model, not a curated record. Bases 1 to 1662 code for a protein of 553 amino acids. NCBI's taxonomy places the organism in Eukaryota, Fungi, Ascomycota, Schizosaccharomycetes, Schizosaccharomycetales, Schizosaccharomycetaceae. Gene Ontology annotation, cellular component: cytoplasm. The transcript is spliced from 2 exons.
AUGGGCAACACGAUUGGUAAAGAAAAGCAUGACAAUGAAGAUGAGUUUGUAAAUGACCUGGUGCGCCUAAUUGAUGGUGGAUUUCUCUUCCCGCAUGGUGUUUACGGCUCGGAACCAUCCUAUAAAGUAUCAAUUGUACGAAGAUUAAUGCUUGAACGCCAGUUAAUGCCGUUUUAUAAAGGACUCGAGGAAUACAGUGCAGAUUGGCCGCCUGAAAAAGUCGCAGAAGUUGUCGAAAAGGCUUUAGGUUCUCAAAAAACGAUGACGUUACGAUCUGCCAUCCGUGAAGCAAAAUUCCAUACUUUAGGACAUUCCAAGUCCCUUAAACGUGAUGUCAAAAAUCGUGCUGACCGGUCAGUUCGUUCACGUUCCAAUUCCGUUUCUGGAAAUUCCCAUGUUAUUACCCAAGACAACCAUGCCCAUGCUAUUUCCACUAUUUAUGCUAAUGCUUUUGAAUGCCCAAUUUGUUUUCUUUAUUAUCCACCCAACUUUAACUAUACUCGCUGCUGCGCGCAACCAAUUUGUUCCGAAUGCUUUGUGGAAAUUCGUCGCCCUGACCCACAUUUGCCAACCGUUCAUGCCAACGAUCCGAUGCCCAAUGAUUUCGAUUUGAUAUCAGAGCCUGUCAAGUGUCCAUACUGUAUGACAGAUCGCUUUGGCGUCGUUUAUGUUCCCAAUCCUGCUUUGUCCCGCUUUUCUUUCAAUGCCCCUUCUCAACUAGAUCCAGAGUCUCAUCCAUUGAUUAAUGAACUAAAAAAACUCUAUAUAUCUGGACAGGGAAGGCCCUGGGUCCCAAAUUCGAAUACCAAGUUUGCGCCUGACGAUCCCCGUGUCAUAACUACCGACUUGAUUCAUCCAGACUGGCAAUACAAAUUGCAAAAGACCCGUCGACGCGCUUUCAGACGUGCUGCUAAUUCCACUCUCUUGAAUACUCAUCUGUUGGAACCAUCCCCUAAUGGAAGUCAUAGCGACAGUGUCUCUUCUUCAGAUAACACGCAACAUUUGAGAUCCCCACGUGUAAACUCCCAAAGGCGCACCUUGAGUAAUCGUAGACAUCAUUACCUUGCCAACGUCGAAAAGCUUAUGAUGGCCGAGGCCAUUCGACAGAGUUUGGAGGAUGCGCAACAGGCUACUCCGGCUUCCGAUGCUGGAGUUUCUUCUGUCGAAGAUGGUGGUCCUUUGUACAGUGCUUCUUCAAAUUCCAACAGUGCCACUGAAAGAGAUGUUUACCCUAGUGCUCGGGAGCCUAUUACUGCUUGUAAUGGCUCAGCAACCCCUUCAAGCAGAAGUGAUAGAUCUCAUCUCCAACAAACCUCUGAAACCAAUGAUCAUAUUCCUCAGUUUUCUCAGCAAACUGAAGCUCUUCCCCGGAGCUCUUUAAAUACUGAUUUGAACACAUUCGCCCGCUCUGACUUGGAGCAGCAGCAAGAUUUGGAAGAGCUUAUCCACAGUCCAGUAGCAUCUACUAACCCGUUUCUUUCCGAAUCUUUGAACCCCGUAGAUUCGCAAGACGCGCACCGUGGAGCGAAUUUCUGCUCACCUACGCUUAGUGUCAGUGAUGACGACGUGAACUCCCCAAAUUUAGCGAAAAAUCCGUAUCCUUCAGUUUACGAACAUGCGAUUACCAGCAACGGUUAUAAGAGAAGCCAUCAAUACGGUUAA